Messenger RNA from Arvicola amphibius (Eurasian water vole), 517 nucleotides. RefSeq names its product zinc finger protein 58-like. Gene Ontology annotation, biological process: regulation of DNA-templated transcription. The coding region runs from base 141 to 503 and encodes 120 amino acids. The record is from RefSeq and is a predicted model, not a curated record. NCBI's taxonomy places the organism in Eukaryota, Metazoa, Chordata, Mammalia, Rodentia, Cricetidae. The transcript is spliced from 4 exons.
CGCGCUUUAGGAAAUCACAUUUCUGGAUUUGGUCUUGACCUGAGCGACUUCCUCAAAGUUGGGCGAUAGUCCCGCCUGCUGUGCUUUCCUGUUGCGACUCUGACUUGGAGGUUGGUCCAGGGUGCAUCGCAGCCGAGGAAAUGCUGUCCUUCUGGGAUGUGGCCAUUGAGUUCUCUCCAGAAGAGAGGGAGUGUCUAGAGCCUGCUCAGUGGAAUCUGUACAGGGAUGUGAUGUUGGAGAAUUACAGCAACCUUCUGUUCCUGGGUCUUGCUGUGCCUAAGCCACACCUGGUGACGUUUCUGGAGCAAAGACCAGACCCUUCAGAUGGGAAGAGACAAGCAGCAGCCACCGUGCACCCAGGAACAACACCCGAAGAUUGUAGCAUUUUUCUCCAGGCCGUUGAUUAUAAAUCACUACAUAUUCAAUGCCAGAAAAAUUCACACAAGGAACAACACCUACAAGUGGAGAAUGUAACAAAACCUUCAGCGCAAGUCAUCCCUUAGGAAACAAGGACACU